Amborella trichopoda is the source of this 2002-nucleotide messenger RNA. Its product is annotated as polyadenylate-binding protein RBP45. Gene Ontology annotation, cellular component: cytosol. Gene Ontology annotation, molecular function: mRNA binding. Lineage: Eukaryota; Viridiplantae; Streptophyta; Magnoliopsida; Amborellales; Amborellaceae. The record is from RefSeq and is a predicted model, not a curated record.
AGUAGAAAAAAUAUCACCACUUUGGAGACGUGUCCUCCCUUUCUCUCUCCUCCCUUUCUCUCUCUUCUUUUACUCCUGUCAUUCCCUUGGUUUUAUAUAACCCUAAAACCCUAGCUUCAUUACUUUUCCUCUCUCCUCUAUCGUAGGGUACCAGUUCCAAUCCCCUCUCUCUCUCUCUCUCUUUCUCUCUCUGGCUUCCCUACAUAGACAGGACUCGCAUUGGUGGAUUAGGGUUAGAGUUUCGGCAUCGAUCCUUUCAAACUUUGCUGGUUUAGGGUUGGGUUUCACCGGCUCGUGCCCCUCGCUCUUUCAAGGGUUUCGAUACAGAGGUGGUUCUAUUCUUCUUCUCUGGUUCCAAGGUCUCGAGGGUUUCGACAGCCAUUUUUGUAGGUUUAGGGUUUCAUUUCGAAGAUGAUGCAGCAACCUGGACAAGGAGUUGUUCCCCCUUCGAUGGCUCCCCCUCCCAUGGAUCCACAGCAGCAACAACCACCACCUCAACAACAACCAUGGAUGAUGAUGCCUCCGCAACCGCACCCUCAACAACCUUUGCCACAACCUGUGAAUCCACAAGCUUCUCACAUGUGGAACCAGCAACCGCAACCUCAGCCUCAGGUUCAACCUCAGGCUCAAGCUCAGCCUAUGCAGGUGCAGUAUUCCAUGCAGCCGGCAAGUGCUGAUGAGGUUCGAACCCUAUGGAUUGGAGAUUUGCAGUAUUGGAUGGAUGAGGCUUAUAUUCACAGCUGCUUUGCUCAUACUGGAGAGGUUCUUUCUGUGAAAAUCAUUCGUAAUAAGCAGACUGGUCAACCUGAAGGUUAUGGCUUCAUUGAGUUCGCCAGUCGUGCAACAGCUGAAAGGAUUAUUCAGACUGUCAAUGGCACAACUAUGCCUAAUACCGAGCAGUCGUUUAGGCUGAAUUGGGCAACAUUUGGUGGUGGAGAUAAACGGUCUGAGGGUACUGACUUCCCUGUUUUUGUUGGAGAUUUGGCUUCUGAUGUCACUGAUUACCUGCUACAAGAGACCUUCCGUAGCCACUAUUCAUCUGUCAAGGGUGCAAAGGUUGUAACGGAUAGACUUACUGGACGUUCUAAAGGCUACGGUUUUGUUAGAUUUGGGGAUGAAAAUGAGCAGUUGCGUGCAAUGACCGAAAUGAAUGGUGUGUUUUGUUCCACGAGGCCAAUGCGAAUUGGGCCGGCUACUACCAAGAAAACUGUGGGUGUUCAGCAACAAUACCCUGCAAAAGCUCCUUAUCAAAGCAAUCCUCAAGCAAGCCAGUCCGAGAGUGAUCCCAACAACACAACUAUUUUUGUUGGGGGUUUGGACCCAAAUGUCAACGAUGACAUUCUCAAACAAGUUUUUGGUCAGUAUGGAGAAUUAAUUCAUGUAAAGAUCCCUGUGGGCAAGCGCUGCGGGUUUGUGCAAUUUGCGAACAGAGCAUGUGCGGAAGAGGCUUUGCUGAUGCUCAAUGGAACUCAAUUGGGGCAGCAAUCAAUUAGGCUCUCAUGGGGACGCAGCCCUUCAAACAAGCAGGAUUCAUCUGGUUCAUGGCCUCAGCCUCAAGCAGAUCCCAACCAGUGGAAUGGUGGUGCCUAUUAUGGCUAUAAUCAGGGUUAUGAGACUUACGGUUAUGCUCCUCCCCCUCAAGAUCCUGCUAUGUAUGCUUAUGGAGGAUAUCCAGGAUAUGGAAACUACCAGCAGCAGCAGUGAGCUCAACCAAGGUGGUUUAGAGAGUUCUGAGCGGCACAGGGGAAAGGUUACAUUGGUGUGGACGUUUCGGGGCCCCUUCUACAUGAAAUCAUGAGGUUGUGUGAAUCAGAAGAGGGGUGUUUUUUCUUGUAAGUUGCGUCUUUAUGUUAUAGACGAAGGGCUUGUUUGCCACAUAAUCUAGUACUCACUCGAACCUUGAAUGAUAACAUAAAUCGUUUGUGCGUUUGUUUUUUCCUGAUGUUAUAUCCAACUCUUUAACAUCAAAAUAUCAUUUGCUAGUUGUUUGUUUCCCGAUCAA